GAGCCUCAAGCAGCAGCACCAGGAGAAAGAGGCAGCCAGGCGCGGUACGAGAGGGAGGGGAAAAGUGAUCGACAGAUCCAAUGAGGGGAAGGCAGCCAACGGGCUUCCACGGAGACUGGAGACAAUUGAUCUGCGGGAGCUGGCUCAGGCUCCCUCUUCAACGUGAGGCGUGCACAGCCUCAGCCUCGCAGAUCGCCGGAGCUGGCUGCAAAGCUGCGCGGCUAUGGUCCGGAGCCAGUUCCUCGUGGCGGCCGAAUCGCGCUAGAUCUCCACCAAGCCGGGCAGACCCCCUUGGCGAAGCGGGUUUCUUUUCUGUUAUUUUGCUUUUUUCAUUGCUUGCUUGUUUUGCUCUUUGCUUGACAUUUCCCUGAGAGGCAAAGUGCGCCUCAGCAACCAGCCAGCCAGCCAGCCGCCGUCGGGUCCCCACGUGCACACGCGGGUGCCGAUCACAUUGGCAGGCUGGUGCUGCAGACUUGAAUUUGGGGGGCAGCGGGAGCAGAAGCAGGAGCUAAAGAAAGAAAGAAGCGAGUUUCGCAGCAAGGGUUGCAAAGGCAUUGAUUGCACCGAGUUGCGGCGGCGGCAGCAGCAGCAGGGAUGCCGGCGGCUGCUGGCGACGGGCUCCUGAGCGAGCCCCCCGCGGCGAGCUUCGGCGACGGCGGCGACGAGCCCACGACGCCCCCCCUCAGCCCCGAGGGGACGUUCCUGGCCGCCUGGGUCAACGCCGCCGCGUCCCGGGAGCGGCUCCGCGAGUUCCAGCACACCAAGCGCGUGGGCAAUUACCUGAUCGGAAGGAAGUUGGGCGAGGGGUCCUUCGCCAAAGUGCGGGAAGGGCUGCACGUCGUGACCGGAGAAAAGGUGGCAGUGAAAGUUAUUGAUAAGAAAAGAGCCAAAAAGGACACCUAUGUCACCAAGAAUCUGAGGCGGGAGGGACAGAUCCAGCAGAUGAUCCGACACCCUUACAUUGCUCAGCUGCUGGAUAUCUUGGAAACGGAAAACAGCUACUACCUUGUUAUGGAGCUUUGCCCAGGAGGCAACCUGAUGCACAAAAUCUAUGAGAAAAAGAGGCUGGAAGAGCAUGAAGCACGCAAAUACAUCCGGCAGCUUAUCUUGGCUGUUGAACACCUACAUCGUGCAGGGGUGGUUCACAGGUGAGCUUGCUUAUUUAUUUAACAUGA
Molecule: messenger RNA, 1175 nt
Organism: Podarcis muralis (Common wall lizard)
Lineage: Eukaryota; Metazoa; Chordata; Lepidosauria; Squamata; Lacertidae
Source: RefSeq, a predicted model, not a curated record